GAGGGCUCGGCCCCCAGAGAGGGUGGGGAGAUGACACAGUUGUUCCCCCAGCCCUGGCGGGGCGGGCAGCAUGGUUCACUCCAGCAUGGGGGCUCCAGAAAUAAGAAUGUCUAAGCCCCUGGAGGCCGAGAAGCAAGGUCUGGACUCCCCAUCAGAGCACACAGACACUGAAAGAAAUGGACCAGACACUAAUCAUCAGAACCCCCAGAAUAAGACCUCCCCAUUCUCUGUGUCCCCAACUGGCCCCAGCACAAAGAUCAAGGCUGAAGACCCCAGUGGCGAUUCAGCCCCAGCAGCACCCCUGCCCCCGCAGCCGACCCAGCCUCAUUUGCCCCAGGCCCAACUCAUGUUGACGGGCAGCCAGCUAGCUGGGGACAUACAGCAGCUCCUCCAGCUCCAGCAGCUGGUGCUUGUGCCAGGCCACCACCUCCAGCCACCUGCUCAGUUCCUGCUACCGCAGGCCCAGCAGAGCCAGCCAGGCCUGCUACCGACACCAAAUCUAUUCCAGCUACCUCAGCAAACCCAGGGAGCUCUUCUGACCUCCCAGCCCCGGGCCGGGCUUCCCACACAGGCCGUGACCCGCCCUACGCUGCCCGACCCGCACCUCUCGCACCCGCAGCCCCCCAAAUGCUUGGAGCCACCAUCCCACCCCGAGGAGCCCAGUGAUCUGGAGGAGCUGGAGCAGUUCGCCCGCACCUUCAAGCAACGCCGCAUCAAGCUGGGCUUCACGCAGGGUGAUGUGGGCCUGGCCAUGGGCAAGCUCUACGGCAACGACUUCAGCCAGACGACCAUUUCCCGCUUCGAGGCCCUCAACCUGAGCUUCAAGAACAUGUGCAAACUCAAGCCCCUCCUGGAGAAGUGGCUCAACGACGCAGAGACUAUGUCUGUGGACUCAAGCCUGCCCAGCCCCAACCAGCUGAGCAGCCCCAGCCUGGGUUUCGACGGGCUGCCCGGCCGGAGACGCAAGAAGAGGACCAGCAUCGAGACAAACGUCCGCUUCGCCUUAGAGAAGAGUUUUCUAGCGAACCAGAAGCCUACCUCAGAGGAGAUCCUGCUGAUCGCCGAGCAGCUGCACAUGGAGAAAGAAGUGAUCCGCGUCUGGUUCUGCAACCGGCGCCAGAAGGAGAAACGCAUCAACCCCUGCAGUGCGGCCCCCAUGCUGCCCAGCCCGGGGAAGCCGGCCAGCUACAGCCCCCAUAUGGUCACACCCCAAGGGGGCGCGGGAACCUUACCGUUGUCCCAAGCUUCCAGCAGUCUGAGCACAACAGUUACUACCUUAUCCUCAGCUGUGGGGACGCUCCACCCCAGCCGGACAGCUGGAGGGGGUGGGGGCGGGGGCGGGGCUGUGCCCCCCCUCAAUUCCAUCCCCUCUGUUACUCCCCCACCCCCGGCCACCACCAACAGCACAAACCCCAGCCCUCAAGGCAGCCACUCGGCUAUCGGCUUGUCGGGCCUGAACCCCAGCACGGGCCCUGGCCUCUGGUGGAACCCUGCCCCUUACCAGCCUUGAUGGCAGCGGGAACCUGGUGCUGGGGGCAGCUGGCGCAACCCCGGGGAGCCCCGGCCUGGUGACCUCGCCGCUCUUCUUGAACCAUGCUGGGCUGCCCCUGCUCAGCACCCCGCCUGGCGUGGGCCUGGUCUCAGCAGCAGCUGCGGCCGUGGCAGCCUCCAUCUCCAGCAAGUCUCCUGGCCUCUCCUCAUCCUCUUCAUCCUCCUCCUCCUCCUCCUCCACUUGCAGCGAGGUGGCCGCACAGACCCCUGGAGGCCCAGGGGGGCCCGAGGCAGGGUCCAAACCUGAGUGAGGGCCAGUCAUGCCUCCCCUCCCAUUCCUCUGAUCCCUGCCUUGGUCCCUCACCUGGGAAGAGGGCGAGGAGGCCAGUGGUGGGGACACAGAGGGUCCUCAGAGCAGAGUGACAAGGGAGGAAAGACCAAAAAAACCAACCAACCAAAAAAAAAAAAAAAAAAAAAGGAAAUAAACUAACCAACAAAAGAGAAAACCAAAAAUAAUCACAACAGAAACCAGCUGCCCCAAAGGAACCAGAGGUGAAAAACAAACAAAAAAAACCAAAAACUAACCAAAAAAAAAAAAAAACCCACAAAAUCAAACAAACCAAAAAACCAGUCGCGAGCCAGACCUCAGCGUGCUCACCCUCACUGCUACAACGCCAAAUAAGAACCCCAGCCAGGGGCGGAGAAGCCUCCAGCAGGUCAGACCUCAUGCCACCGAGCCCUGGCUGUGGGACCAACCCCCAACCCUGCCUCCCCGCAUGGGGGCUACAGAUGGAAAAAGAAGAUGCCAGCUUCCUAGUCCCGGCCCCCAGCCCUGGACCAGCGAAGACAGGGCACAGCCUGGGCAGAUGGGCUGAUGGGCUGGGGCUCAGCACCACCCACCAAAUGUUCUUUUCCAGAAGGUGAAAGAGAAAGGGCCUGAACAACCUUACACCAAAUAUUCAGUAGCUUCAUCCAAAGGAUGUACAGAAUUUUUAGCAUUGUGCUCAACAGAAUGUGUCCCUACCAUGUGUCCCCAUCUCCCCUGGCCCCCAGCUCUCCCCACCUGGGCAGGGGGGCUCGCUUUAACCUCCUGCCUCCCCCCAGCCAGGGGAGAGUUCAAGAGAAGGCCUGGGGACAACUUUUCAUCCCCUGUUCCUCCCUCUUUUCCCCUUUGAAAGGUGGGCUAGGCCAUUUUGCCAAGUUCUAGCUCUCACAAGUCCCUCCUCAACCCUGUCACCCUCCUCUGCUCUGGAAGCGACCCCCUCCCCAUCUUAUGGGAAGGUGGAAGUUUCAGGCUAGAGGGGAUGAAGGCAUUCAGUUGAGGGCAUUCAGUUGUCUUUUUCCAUCCUGUCUGUUUCCCUGAAAAAAAAAAAUUCAUAUUCCAGUGCCUAUCCGUGGGAUCCUUCACGUUCUUUGACAUUAACCAGAAACCAAAAAGAGAACUCACCUUGCUUUUCCCACCCCGUGCCCCUCUGGUACUGGCGAAUGCCUCUCCCUCCCCCCCACAUGCACACACGCACACACCCCAGUGGUGGGGUUCCUCGAGAUGGCAUCCCCAUCAGGGUCCAUGUUGUGGGACAGUGCCACAGCCUGUGGUCCCCAUCUGAGAGGGUGCGGUGGUGGCCACCAGUCCCACAAGACCUCCACAAGUCUUGGCUGGACCCUGUGUUUGACCAGCCCUGGACACAUCUCCACUGACGACGGACAGAGGAGAGACGCCACUGGGAGCCACCCUGCCCUCCUGCUAUUGUGGAGGCCAACAAAGUUUUGAACCAAAAACCAAAAAAACAGAAACAAACAAUAAAUUUAAACUAGAAAAAAAGAAUUUAUAUAUAUAUACACGUAUAUAUAUAUAUAAAAGGGAAAGAAGAUGAGGACUCUUCAAGAAUAAGACGGAACCGCGAGGCGGAGCCAAGCCCCUGCACCGGUGGCCCUUGUUCCCCGAGGCGGACAGAAGGACGGAUGCUUCUUUCUCUUCACAAAUACCUCAUGGACGUCGUCUUUGGGAAAGCCGGAGGGGGCGGCUGGGGCAGGGCCUGUCCCUCGGCCAGGGCAGAUAGAAGCAGGUGGGUGGGGCUGAGAGAGGGUGUCAGGGACAGGGGUGAAGAACCCCAAACUCCCCCCCCAAAUCAACUGAAAAAGCUUUAAAAAAAGAAAGACAGGAAAAAAGGGAGUAAGAAAGCAAAAAGAACAGAUGAAGGAAAACUUAACUUUCCGGUGGUUUGAUUCCUCCUUUGAUUUCUUUUUCGGUUCUCUUUUGUCUGUCCUCUCUCCUCUCCUUCCUCUCUUCUCCCUCCUUCCUCUCUCCUCCGUCUCCCUUUGCUCUCCUCUCUCAAUCUUGUUCUUUCUGUGUCUCUCCUCAAACCAAAGUGUUGCAGUGAAGGACACGAGCCAUUGAAAUCAGGGUGGGGCCUGACAGCCACAGUGUGGCCCCCGCCCCUCGCUGGGCAGGAGCAGAGAGAGGGGAGAGCCCUGAGACCACAGGGCUUUGGCCUGGGCAGCUUCCACGUUCUGCCGGACACUUUGAGGAGAGGCAGAUGGAGCCCCAGGCCUCAGCGUUCUCUUUUUUCUUGUCUCCCUUCUCCCACCCGGGAAAUGAAACUGUUGGGCUGGGCCACGGAGGCAGCAGAGACUCGGCCAUUGCAGGGGCCUCCGGGUGCCUUGUCCGGGCAGUGGUGGAGUAGCCACCCCUCCCACCCCUGGCACGAUGGGGCCUGGCACCUUGACCCAUCCUCGCCGGAAUGUAAGCAUCUCCGCUGAAUGACUCCCUGCCCUUACCCUACCUCUGAGUUUGUCCAUGUUUAUUUCCUGAAGAGAGAAGGGACUGGCAAGAGGGCCUGGGCCCCAGCCCAAGGGUGGAGAGGGGGCCAAGGGCUCCUGACCAAAUAGGAAGGACAUUUGAGCAGAGCAAAAUGAAAGGAAUUACAACCAAAAACCCCCUCCGAGAAGACAGGCAGCAUGGAAGGCAUGGUGGAGAUGACUCAAACAAAAACUAUGAUUCUAGACCAAAAAGGAAAAAAAAAAAAAAAAAAAAAGGAAAGAAAAUCCAGGACUCACCACCACCCACUUCAUCCUGCUUCCUCCCCAUCAAGUCCCACCACCUGGGACCUCUCCCCACCCCAGUAUGGGGUAGUGGGGCAAACAGACGAGGAGGAGCAGGGGGCAGGGAUGGGGCAGAUGCCCUGACGUUGGUGGAGGGAACCCUGUGCAGCCAGGGGUGCUGGGGACCCUCCCCAUCCAACCCUCACACCUAGGAAAAGAAAAACAAGAAAAAAGAAAAUUCCUGGGAGGGGGAAAAAUAACCAAAUCCCAAGCUUUAACUACAGCUGUGAAACCAAAUAUUGGGAAGGGGGUAGGAGGGAAGGAGGGGCAGGUGAGCCCCAGGUCUCCCCCCUGGGCCCCCCUCCCCCGAGGACUCGAGAUAAGGCACCAAAUACCUCAUAGAACUUUAAUGUUAAAAAAAGGAAACCAAAUAUCGUUGGCUGGGGGCCAGCCAGGGCAAGGGGCUGGGGGGCUGGAGGGAGCCAGGGUUGGGAAGGUGAUGGGGGAAUUCAUGCCCCCCACCCCCAUCUGCCCCUUCCACUCUGGUCCCCCGUCUCGACUCCGGGAAACAAAACUAUCUCAUCGUUUUUAUUUUGUGGUCUGUACAGAGCCUGUGUCCGUGUGUCUGUGUGUGAGCGAGAGAGUUGGAGGGCUGGGGAGCUUUAUGUGGGGGAUGGGGAGGGAAACCCCAGGCUAGGCUAUGGGCUAGGUUAGGUGUCCGAGGUUGGGAGCUGAGGGCCUGGGCUAGAAAGAGAGGAGAGAUGAGUGGAUUGGAGCAGUGGGGAGCCCUCUGAAUUUCUCUUCUCCCCAACCUUGACCUCCUACUUAAGGGAGGGACAGAGACUGGGUCUACCCUAAUGGUGGGCCUUUUCAUUGUGCCAAAAAAAAAAAAAAAAACUGAUGCCAGUAACUAAACCACCUCUCUCUGUUCUCUUCUGGGGGGUGGGGUGGGUGUGUGUGUGUUGGGGUGGGUAGGGAUGGGGAACCCAAGCCCCAGUAGGAGUUGGGGCUGAGAUCAGGAGGAGGGGAAGGAUAUGAGUUUUCUACCCAUCUCCCCGGAGAAGGCCAUGAUGGGCUCUCCAAGCCCUGGGGAGAUUUGGCGAGGGACUAGCCAAGUCAGGGUGACCUCUUGACCUGACUAGUUUUUCUAACCCACCCGAAUACCAGGGUGCCUCUCUCUUCCUCUAGCCCAGGGUAGGGGGACCUGAGUGAGAGAGUGAGACAGACAGCAAGAUUGAGACACGCGGGCCCCCACUGGUCUCUGAGUGGGAAAGGCAAGUGCGAGAGAUAAAGGCCUCCAAGAGAAAAAAGAAACAAACCAAAGAUUUAACCAUUUAAAAAAAAAAAAAAAACCCACAGACAACUCCGCUACCUUUUUAUACGUUGGAAAAAAAAGUGAAAAAAAUUUAAAAAUAAAAAUUAAAAAAAAAUACACAAAAACUCCAAGCCGCAGGUCCUUCAUGCGGUUUAAACUUUGACCUCAGCAGUCUCCAAAGCAAGACGACGAUGACAAAGGCGGAAACAAAGAAAAAAUAAUGUAUAUUUUUAAGUAUUUGUCCUUGAAUUGUUAGCUCCUUGUUAAACAAACAAGAAAAGGAGAGAAAAAUCCAGAGAGAAGUGUUGCUGGGAUGGAGACGACUAUUUACUAUGUCUGUGACCCCUCCCUUUUGCCUCCCUCCCCUUCCUCUCUUUCCUGUCCUCUAUCCUUGCUGCCCCUCCCCCAACCUGUCCCCCAAACCCAGGGGCUCAGUAUUUAUUUAUUUAUAUAAUUGCAGGGUGACUGGGGGCCUCUCUCGGCAACUCAUAGAGGGCCUUUGGAUCAUGGUGGGGUGGGGAAAGAGUGAGGAGUCUUUGGGAAGAGCAGGGGCCUGAACUUUGAUCAACUCCUUUCUGGCCUCUUGUCCCACUGCUGCCACCAUCACCUUCCAAAUCCAGGGCUGCACUAGGGCAAGGUGACCACCCUACCUCGUAAAGACCUGAUUGGCGCAGCCCGUUCUGGUGUGGGUGUCUCUCACCGCCCAGAAUGACUAGGUUGGAAUGGAGGUGGGUGAAGUUGGAGGGGGUGGCAAGUACAAGGCAAGGGUGCCCAAGAACUGGCAUCCAGAAAUCAGCCCCAGAGUAGACCUGUCUUUCCUCCAUCCUCACCAAGUUAGCCUCCCUUUCAGUUCCGUCUGACCCCUGUGUUGGUAGCCCCUUCCUUCCCUUUCUGUACCCCCUCCCUGUCUCUUCUCGUGGUAGCGGGUUAGCGUUUCAGUGUUCUUAACUCCAAUCUGCUUGUUCAUUGUACAAUGUGCUUCUUUUAAGGCCCCAUUUUUGUAACUUGAGUGUGUCAUUCAUCUGGACAACAAACAUCAAAAAAUAAAAAAUUAAAAACUGUA
This is a messenger RNA of Macaca mulatta (Rhesus monkey), 6911 nucleotides long. RefSeq names its product POU class 2 homeobox 2 (gene POU2F2). Gene Ontology annotation, biological process: regulation of transcription by RNA polymerase II. Gene Ontology annotation, molecular function: RNA polymerase II cis-regulatory region sequence-specific DNA binding; DNA-binding transcription factor activity, RNA polymerase II-specific. Gene Ontology annotation, cellular component: nucleus. The record is from RefSeq and is a predicted model, not a curated record. NCBI's taxonomy places the organism in Eukaryota, Metazoa, Chordata, Mammalia, Primates, Cercopithecidae.